Scutellospora calospora is the source of this 207-nucleotide messenger RNA. The record is from the annotation of a GenBank genome assembly. Lineage: Eukaryota; Fungi; Glomeromycota; Glomeromycetes; Diversisporales; Gigasporaceae.
AUGUGUGAACAAAAGUGGUAUCAACAUACAGCAAGAACAAUUACAAUAUAUGUGAUAAAGCAUAUGAUUGAAAGUGGUAACGAUGUGCAAGCGAAUGUAGAGCAUCAAUCAUGCAACAUGAGUAAUAAUAUGUGUGAGCGAAAAUGGUAUCAACAUGCAACAGGAAAAAUUAUGAUGCAGCAAGAACAAUUACGAUAUACGAAAGUG